CGAAAAGCCAAUUAAAAUGUUGUUCUUUUUUAUUUUCCUUUUAUUGCUUGUAGUUAACAAAGGAGGCCCAAAAGGCCCUUAACCUCUUUCCCAAACUUCAGAACUGAAAUACAACGCACACUGCACGCUCUUCUUCAACAGCUGACAGUCCCAUUCUUGUCCGCCGUCGCCGUGAAACUAAUGCUCGCCGACGUUUGCAAAGCAGACACCCCGUGAAAAAGGGAUUGUAAAAAAGGCAAACAAGAAUGACUUCAAUUGUGCCGAUUCAAACUGACUCCUACAAUCUUGGGUUUGUCGGGGCCGGAAAAAUGGCUGAGAGCAUUGCAAGAGGCAUUGUCAAAUCAGGGGUUUUACCUGCUUCCAACAUUCGGACUGCACAUCUUGCCACCUCUCGAAGAACUGCCUUUGAGUCAUUUGGCGUCAAAGUCCUUUCUCACAACGUGGAGGUUGUUCAAGAGAGUGAUGUGGUUGUAUUCUCAGUGAAACCUCAAGUUCUUAAGGACGUGAUACUGCAGUUAAGGCCGCUGCUUUCAGAAAAACAACUCUUGGUCUCUGUUGCUGCUGGAGUCAAGCUCAAAGAUUUGCAGGAAUGGGCUGGACACAGCCGGUUUAUAAGAGUAAUGCCCAACACUCCAGCUGCUGUUGGUGUGGCUGCAUCCGUUAUCAGCCUGGGGACCACAGCAACUAAGGAAGAUGGAGAAUUAAUCGCAACAUUGUUUGAUGGAAUCGGCAAAGUGUGGACAGCCGAUGAAAAGCUGUUUGAUGCUGUUACUGGCUUGAGUGGUAGUGGACCGGCAUACAUAUAUUUAGCAAUAGAAGCUUUAGCCGAUGGAGGUGUAGCUGCUGGUCUACCUAGGGAGCUUGCACUCGGUUUAGCUUCUCAAACUGUAUUAGGAGCAGCAUCCAUGGUGGCAAAUGCCGGGAAGCAUCCAGGUCAGCUGAAAGAUGACGUGGCAUCGCCAGGUGGCACGACCAUAGCCGGGAUUCACGAGCUGGAAAAAGCUGGUUUUCGUGGGAUUUUGAUGAACGCGGUUGUGGCUGCUGCUAAACGCAGUCGCGAACUUUCUUAGAGUUAGUUUUUCAUUAUCCAAAACUCUUACCACAUAUCAAAUUUCAAGAUUAAUCUGCAAAAUUGCACUCAUAGUUUUGUUAUAUCUCUUUAUCUUCUGUACUACAUUUUUGAUAUGUGGGUUAUUAUUCAUUUAUUCCAUACAUUGCCUUUCAUUUCCCAAGUCUUUUCAUUUGUGAGGGAAGAAAAUCAUUCAUCUUGAAUCAUUCUUU
Molecule: messenger RNA, 1281 nt
Organism: Striga asiatica
Lineage: Eukaryota; Viridiplantae; Streptophyta; Magnoliopsida; Lamiales; Orobanchaceae
Source: the annotation of a GenBank genome assembly